Mizuhopecten yessoensis (Yesso scallop) is the source of this 465-nucleotide messenger RNA. RefSeq lists its product as uncharacterized. Bases 31 to 465 code for a protein of 144 amino acids. The transcript is spliced from 6 exons. NCBI's taxonomy places the organism in Eukaryota, Metazoa, Mollusca, Bivalvia, Pectinida, Pectinidae. The record is from RefSeq and is a predicted model, not a curated record.
CGUCGCACCUGCCGUUUGUUGCACUCGGGGAUGUCUGCAGGGACUAUGUCUGCACCUACAGAAGAUCAAGUUGCACAUGCACAGAGAGUUCGUGAGGAGACACACUUUUUCAGAGAUUGCCUGCUUGAAGGGCAGCUACUAAAAGGUGUUCCUCUAGCGUUUGGAAUUUUUACAUUUCUUGAAUAUCGAAAGAAAAUAGGACGUAGCAGCAGACAUUGGGCGAUCAAUGGGUUUGUUGGCGGGCUCGUUGGAAUACUUUUAGCCAGAAUAUCGAAUGUCUCUGAGUGCAGAAGAAAGACGUUGGAGCAGUUUCCUGAUGGCGACCUUGCCAAGCUUAUGCAAUACAGACCGAAAACUGAUCGAAAUCAAGUCCCAGGCUAUGAAUCCUCUCAGCCUUUGAGCCGAGUACAGAGGGAUGAUGAAUCGUCAUUCCCUGACCAUGAUGGUAAGUGUAUUGGGCCCUAA